GAAACAUCUACGUCACAUUUCACUGGCAGUUUCUGAUUCGUUUCUCCCACGUUGUCACAAGCACAGACGCGCGGUGAACCGUCACAUCCCUUUACCGACCGGGGCGGGCUCUCGGUUACCGAACCCUGUCGAACCGGGGCUGUUUGGUGUUGUUUUGAUCCGGGAUGGCGUUCAUGGAGCAGCAGCCGCAGCCGUUGUCCGGCAGGAAGCCGCCGUUGGACGACACCGUGCCGCUGAUCGCCGUGAUCGAGGCCAGCCAGAGUUUACAGUCACAUACGGAGUACAUCAUUCGUGUACAGAGGGGAGUUUCUACAGACAACAGCUGGACUGUCAUCCGGCGAUACAGCGAUUUUGACAUGCUGAAUAAUAGUUUACUGAUCUCCGGCCUCAACCUGCCACUUCCUCCUAAGAAGCUGUUAGGAAACAUGGACCGAGAGUUUAUAGCCGAGCGGCAGAAGGGUCUUCAGGCCUAUCUAAACUACAUCACACGUCACCACAUCCUCUCCAGCUGUGAGCUGGUUAAAAAGUUUCUCGACACUAACAAUUACUCCGCAAACUACACAGAAAUAGCCUUACAGCAGGUGUCCAUGUUCUUCAGAUCCGAUCCAAAAUGGGAAGUUAUUGAGCCAUUAAAAGACAUUGGCUGGAGAUUGCGAAAGAGGUACUUCUUAGUCAAAGACAAAGAUCAGCCCAAAGACAAACAAGUGUUAAGCUGGGUGGAUUUGGGUCCAGAUAAGUUCCUGUCCGACAAAGAUCUCCAGUCUGCAAUGAAGCUGCUUCCAACUUUGUCUCAUUCAAACAUCUCACCCGUCAGUUUCGCUACAACCAGUGAAUCGUCGGCUCUAGUCAUUCGAGUUUUCAGCGAGAAGGGAACACUUAGGGAUCACAUCUGCAAGGUGAAGCCCAAAGAGCCCUUUCUGAAGAAGUACUGCAAUCCCAAAAAGAUCCAGGGUUUGGAGCAGCAGCAGAUCCGAAACUAUGGAAGACAGAUUCUGGAGGCACUAAAAUUUCUCCAUGACAAGGGUUUUCCAUAUGGGCAUCUCCACGCGUCUAACGUCCUGGUUGAGGAGAACACGUGUAAAUUGUUGGAUAUAGAGAAUUCGUUACUGGGACUGCCGUCAUAUUACAGACCCUAUGUAACACAGUUCAGGAAAAUUAACACGACAGAAAGCAUAGACGUCUACUCGUUUGGACAUUUGCUUUAUGAAAUGACGUACGGACGCCCGCCUGACGCUGUGCCUGUGGAUCAGUAUCCUCCACCUCCGUUCUCAUCCGUAGUCUCUGUACUUCAGUCCAUCCUGUCCACGGAAGCUUGCAAAACGGGAAUGCCAACCGUUUCUCAACUCCUGCAAACACCGUUAUUCAGUGACGUGUCGCUGUAUAACUCGGAGAAACCCCAGUUUAAGAUCAGCUCCAAAUUAAAGGAGGCUCUGAAAUCGUCCAAGGAAUGCUUGGAGAAGCGCUUAGUGGAGGAACAGAGGACGAUCCACCAGCACAAGAGGCUGACGCGAGCGCAGUCGCACCACGGCUCGGAGGAAGAGAAGCGGAAAAGGAAGAUUUUGGCCAGAAAGAAAUCGAGACAGUCGACGUAUGAAAACGAGGAGGAGCUUUCUGUCAAAUACAAUAACAACUCUGCAGGUUCUGGGGCGAGUUCACCUCCAACCUGCCCGUCCUCACCCACACCUCUGCCUGGAUCAGGAGCACCUCCAGCGCCUCCCGUUCCUCCCCCCGCUGCUCCUCCACCUCCUCCUCCUCCACCUCCUCCCGGGAACGAACCCGCCCCUCCGCCCCUCUCGCCUCCCGGUGCCAACGGCGCGGGCAGGAGCGCCCUCCUCAGCUCCAUCCAGUCCUUCAACAAAGGCAAACUUAAAAAAUCAGAGACUGUUGACCGCAGCGGCCCACGUUUGUGAAAAACAAAAAUGACGUUCGUCCUUGUUUUAGUGCAAUUCGUCCACUCGAAGUCUUUUAGCAAGUGAAAAGUGACUGUUUGUACCUGAACCUGUUUGUUUUGUUUUAUUCACAGCCCUGCGUUUUUUGUUUUGUUUCGUUUUAAGCUGCUCGACGUAAACUGAACAGUUCUGUUUGUACCAGCUGUCCUAUUUAAAAAAAGGAUUCACGCAUUUGUUCGAACAAAAAAAGUUGGUGGAGAAUGCGGGCACCACAUUUAGUAUGAAUGAUAACGUAACUGGAUUUUAUUGACGGUUCAUAAAAACGAGUGAUUUUUGACUGACGUUUUAAUUCAACGUCGGUUAUGGUUUAUUUCGAAGGGUUUGGGAUGAAGCUUUUUAAGCGUUUGCCACAUUUACCAUUGUGCCUACAAAAGCUGAGAGCGUUCUUUGUUCUCGUUUUUUUCCUGCGGAAAUUUCGAACUACGUCGUUCGCGUUUUCUUUCAGAACAAAGUAAUAUUUGCAUUCCUGUUCUGCAAGAUCACAAUCAAUACGUUGCACAAACAGCGACAUUUAUGCGAUGCGUUUAUCAUUUACGCCCCUUUCCGUGAUUGUAUCGUGGCCAUUGUGAUGUCACUUACGCCGUCUAAUCCUAUUGGCUGUUGCAGCCUGGUAGAGAAUUAAAGGCCAAUCAGAGACGAGCAAGUGGAGGUAAAUGGAAGUGAUUUCUUGUUUUGCACACAUAUGAACUUCUGUAAUUCAUAUUCAUCGCAGGGUCCCGUUUGUAAUCUAGACCGAUGUACAGCAAUGCACAAUAGUUCAUCUUUUGCUCCUGUAACUCAUUUGUAUAUAGAUUCAUACAGACACUGAAAACAUUACAGCUAAAUACCGUAAUAGAUAUUCCCGAAUUUAUCGUGGGAGAUAAGUUGAAAAAUGUUUUUGGUUUCGCUACAGCACUUUACCACUGAAUAUUGAGCAGUGGUCUGGAGAAGAAGAAAUCUUCUAAAGUUUACACAGAGAUUUAUGUAUGUCCGAGGAUGGGAGAGGAAUCGAUGUGUUUGAUAAUGAAGAAAAUGCCACUUAUUUUCGCCUCUGUACAGUUGCCACAAACGUUGUUAAAAGCACUGGAGGUGAACGUCCUCAAAAUGCUACGAGAUUGUUUUCCCUGUUCUGAAAAAAAACUUGUAUUGGCAAUAUUUUAAAAGACUGGUAUUGUGCUUUUAGUUGUGAACAUUGAAGUAAAGACAUGGAACAGA
Molecule: messenger RNA, 3143 nt
Organism: Labeo rohita (rohu)
Lineage: Eukaryota; Metazoa; Chordata; Actinopteri; Cypriniformes; Cyprinidae
Gene: pxk
Product: PX domain containing serine/threonine kinase
Exons: 18
Coding region: 165-1910 (581 amino acids)
Biological process (GO): protein targeting to lysosome; protein phosphorylation; early endosome to late endosome transport
Cellular component (GO): early endosome; extrinsic component of endosome membrane; late endosome
Molecular function (GO): protein kinase activity; ATP binding; actin binding
Source: RefSeq, a predicted model, not a curated record